UGUGCUGCACAUGCCUGUGUGUGUGUGUGUGUGCGCAUGCCUGUGUGUGUGUGCUCAGCGCUUGCUCCCCAGAGACCCUGCACUAUGCCACGCAGUAGGUCAUCUGAGCAAACACCCACCACAGGCCCUCGUCCACCACCCGGAACCCCAGCGGCUACACCAGCCCUCGUCCACUCCUGUCCACCAUGCUGCCCCAAGGCCGGCCGUGUGAGCGCUGAAGCUGAAGCUGGAGCGGCGCGUAUGAUGUCCUCACCCGUAAAUAAUGUACAUGCAACUCCGAGGGCUGCGGGGGCUGGCCAGGGGACAGUUCUUCUACCGGAGACUGGUCAAGCUGCAGGAGCAGGAACAGGGGUCUGGAAAGGGUGGACGCGGCGGAGCAGUCCGGGGCGAGCAGGCCGAGGGGGAGGAGGGGGCCGCGUCCGAGGAGGAGGAGGGGGGCGCCAUCAUCCCCUGCCCCUAUCUGGACCGGCCCGUACUGGACAAGCUGCUGGAGGAGGGCUUUGCGCCGGGCGGCGGCGUCCACUUCGCCUGCGCCUGCAUGCAGGGCUGGAGGGCCACUAUGGAGGACUUCCACAACUGCUUCCCGCAGCUGUGCGGCGCGCUGGCCGACUGGGCGUUCUUCGCCGUGUUCGACGGCCAUGCAGGCAGCGUAGUGGCCGAGCACUGCUCUAGGAACCUCCUAGAGCACAUACUGGCCACGGGCUCCGUGGGUCUGGAGGAGGACGUGGAGCGUGUGACAGAGGGCAUCCAUGAGGGUUUCCUCAGCAUGGACAAGCAGCUGCACAGUGUGGCCACGCGCGAGGGCUGGGAGCGAGGCGGUACCACCGUAGUGUCCACCCUGCUGACGCCCCAGAGCAUCUACUUCGCCAACCUGGGCGACUCGCGGGCGCUGCUGUGCCGAGGCGGCCGAGUGGCCUUCGCCACCGCUGACCACAAGCCCUACGGCCCGGCGGAGAAGGAGCGCAUCGAGCGUGCGGGCGGCUCUGUGGCUCUGCAGCGAGUCAACGGCUCCCUGGCCGUGUCCCGAGCGCUGGGCGACUUCGGCUACAAGACGGCGGAGUGGCGCUCGGCGCGCGAGCAGAUGGUGUCGCCAGAGCCUGAGGUGACCGUGGUGGAGCGCUCGCCGAUGGACGAGUUCCUCAUACUGGCCUGCGAUGGAGUGUGGGACGCCAUCAGCAACGAUGACCUCUGCGAGUUCGUCAGCAGUCGGCUGCGUGUCUGCACUGACCUGAGGGAGGUCUGCUCCCAGGUCAUCGACCUCUGCCUCUACAAGGGGAGUCUGGACAACAUCAGCGUGGUCCUGGUGUGCUUCCCUGCCGCUCCUCAGCUGUGCCCAGAGGCCCUGCACCAGGAGGCGGAGCUGGACGACCUGCUCGAGUCCAAAGUGGCAGAGAUCUUCGAGGAGCUGAGUGGUAGGGGGGAGGACCCUGACCUGCUGUCUGUUCUCACGGUUCUGGCCUCAACUGUAAUUCCAGGGCUGCCACCAGGGGGAGGGCUUCAGAGCAAGCGCAACUGCAUCAUCUCCGCUUACUACCAGCAAAAGGAGGCGCGGCAGCUGAGGUUAUCUCAGGAAACGGGUGGAGCAUCAGAGACCUUCUAAUUGUAAUAAUUAAUUGUUGCAGUAUGUCAAAGGACUAUCCAAUACCAUGUUAGAAUCCCACAUGUGCGAAAUAUACAAGAGGAUUCAUUAUUUGCACAAGUAUUUUUCAAAUGCCACAUUGAUACAUGUGACGUUUGAUAUUGAAAUGACUGUAUUUUUUAUUUUACAUUUUUAUUUUAUUUCUCUUUAUUUUUUCUAAAUAUUUUUUCUUUUUGAAGAUAAUGUUUAGGAGUUCUUCUGAUGUGCACGUGAAACUUAGACUACUACUGCAAAUGAUCUGAUGUGCACGUGAAACUGAGACUACUACUGCAGAUGAUCUCCCAGUUUUGGACGUGACCAGAUUCAGGCCAAAUCCACGCCAUACCCAUGCCAGAUUCAGGCCAAAUCCACGCCAUACCUAUGCCAGAUCUGGGUGGGAUCGGUUGCAGACUCUUCUAGGGGUCGUUUCAACAAGAUCAAUAACGCAUUCAGUGAGACGAGGGAAGAAACCAGGCGAAGGUUUUAUUGAAUACAGAGUUGUCAGUGCCAUAGCAUCACUGAUAGAGAUCAACUGUACUGAAUAUUUGAUUGUAAUCCCACGACCGAUGACGUCACAUGAAAGCUUGUCUUUUGAGAGGCUUUUUCCCUUGAUGUAUGUCAUGUCAUGUUGCCAAGGAGAUUAGGUGGUGCAGGUGCAGUUCAUUGUUAAACCCUUGGUCCGCAUAAAGGAAUGACACGUUUCUGUGAGCUAGUCCAAGGCAUGCACUAGUCUUAUUUCAGUCUUUCCAAGGCCAGACUAAACCCCUCAGAGUCACAUUAUAAGCUUGCUCUCC
This is a messenger RNA of Alosa alosa (allis shad), 2412 nucleotides long. RefSeq names its product protein phosphatase, Mg2+/Mn2+ dependent, 1Nb (putative) (gene ppm1nb). NCBI's taxonomy places the organism in Eukaryota, Metazoa, Chordata, Actinopteri, Clupeiformes, Clupeidae. Gene Ontology annotation, cellular component: cytosol; nucleus. The transcript is spliced from 7 exons. The coding region runs from base 263 to 1600 and encodes 445 amino acids. The record is from RefSeq and is a predicted model, not a curated record. Gene Ontology annotation, biological process: positive regulation of canonical NF-kappaB signal transduction; positive regulation of canonical Wnt signaling pathway; negative regulation of canonical NF-kappaB signal transduction. Gene Ontology annotation, molecular function: magnesium ion binding; manganese ion binding; protein serine/threonine phosphatase activity.